Molecule: messenger RNA, 852 nt
Organism: Humulus lupulus (European hop)
Lineage: Eukaryota; Viridiplantae; Streptophyta; Magnoliopsida; Rosales; Cannabaceae
Product: protein ALP1-like
Exons: 3
Coding region: 1-852 (283 amino acids)
Source: RefSeq, a predicted model, not a curated record
AUGGCUGAAAGCUAUCAACAUUCAGGAGAAACUGUUUGUCGUCAGUUUGGUAGAGUGCUAGAUGCAUUGUGUUAUUUAGGAAAUGAAGUAAUAAGGUCUCUUGACUUUAACACUGUGCAAGCAGAAAUUCAAAAUAAUUCAAAGUAUUUCCCAUGGUUUAAGGAUUGUGUUGGAGCAAUUGAUGGUACUCAUGUAAUUGCAGUUGCACCAACUCUAAAACAACUUGCAUUUAGAGGAAGAAAAGUAGAUGUAACACAAAAUGUAAUGGUUGCAUGCUCCUUUAAUAUGAUGUUUACUUAUGUCUAUGCUGGAUGGGAAGGAACUGCUAAUGAUUCCCGAGUGCUUCUUGAUGCAAUGAGAAAAGAUGAUAACUUCCCUAUGCCACCACAAGGAAAAUACUAUGUUGUUGAUUCUGGUUAUCCAAAUAUGCCUGGGUUUCUAGCACCAUAUCAUGGUGAACGUUAUCACUUGCGUCGUUUUAGAGGAAGAGAGAACCAUCCUAGAGGUGCGAUGGAGUUAUUCAAUUAUAGACACUCAUCAUUGCGUAAUGUGAUUGAAUGUUGUUUUGGACUUCUAAAAGCUAGGUUUCCAAUUUUGAAGUCAAUCCCUCCAUACUUGCUUGGAAAGCAACGUCGAAUGCCAAUAGCAUGUUGUGCUAUCCACAACUGGAUUAGAAUGCAUUCUAUUAAUGAUGAAAUGUUUGAACAAUAUUCAGUUGAUGCCAGACCUAUAAAAGAUAUUGAAGGAACUGAAAGCCAAUCUAAUACAACAAUUGAAAACCAACAAGAAGGAGAUGAAGCAGGAAUUUCUGAGACACCAGAGUUGAAUUUCAGUCAAGCUUAUAUGGCCUAG